Molecule: messenger RNA, 858 nt
Organism: Cornus florida
Lineage: Eukaryota; Viridiplantae; Streptophyta; Magnoliopsida; Cornales; Cornaceae
Product: VQ motif-containing protein 25-like
Exons: 1
Coding region: 10-705 (231 amino acids)
Cellular component (GO): nucleus
Source: RefSeq, a predicted model, not a curated record
UGUCUGACAAUGGUUCAUCCAUUACUUGCUCUCACCAAUUUUUUUUUCCCUUCCAUUAAACAAUUCUUCAAGUAUCACUUCCUCAUCACCUAUAUAUGUAAGCAUAUAUCCCUCUCUUCUGUUACAAUUCCAAACUUAUACACCAACAAAAUAUAUAUAGAUAUACCCCCUUGUCUCUUUCUCUCUCUAAACUUGAUGUUAACCAUGGAGGUGGGUAUGAUGAACAAACAAACUAAUUUUGGUUCAAAGCCAACUUCAGCAGCAGUAGCCAUGCACAGAGAUUCACAAACAAUAUCAAAAGUGAAGCCAAAGAUUCGCAUAAUUCACAUAUUUGCGCCAGAGAUCAUCAAAACAGACGUGGCGAACUUCCGAGAGUUGGUGCAGAGACUCACCGGAAAACCCACAGAAAGCAGCAGCAAGAAGAAACCAAGAAAAGGAAAUGGAGCGGGUUUGAAGAAGCCGGCGGCGGGGGUGACUAAGAAAAUGGAAGUGCAAAAGGGGUAUCAUUUUGUAGGGUUUAGGGAGAGAAUUAAGGGGGAAGAAGAGAUGUGGAGUAAUAAUAAUGGUGAUCAGAAUUCAGGAGGUGGUGGAUUCUUAGGUGGAUUUGCUGAUUUGGAUGGGUUCAUGCAAGAGCUUAAUCAAUUUCCUUUGGAUGCUUCUCAUGUCGAUGCCUUUGGAGAGUCUUCAACUUGCCUAGCUAUCUAGCUGCUUCAUCUUAAUCUAUGACUCUUAAUUUCAUUAAUUAUUCAAUCUUUUGUUAUUGCUUUCAUUUUAGGCUGUUUAAUUAACUCAAAUUUCAUUCUCUCUCUCUCUUUGUUGUUCGUUCUCUCUCUAUUUAAUUAUAUGAAUUUCUUUCAA